CAUUAUUUAGAACAUUCACUUAUUAGUGUACUUAAAAGUAUUUGUCUUGCACUUCUGCGAUACAAGAAGUCAAGACGUCAGUGACAAUCUGAUUUUAAUACAGAAAUAAUAAUGAAGCCUACAGCUGGCUGAAAUAUCAGGGCUUUGUGCUUAUAGCACUAAAAAGUGCUACAGUGCAUUAUUGGGAAAACCUUUGUAACCUUGCUCCAAACGUUCACCCGCACCCGCAUUAUUCCCCAGUUGAAAGAAGGAACAUCGUCUUCCGAAGGGUGUCGGCCUGCUGAGUUCCUCCAGCAUUUUGAGUGUUUUGCUCGGAUUUCCAGCAUUUACAAACUUUCCCGUUUGACUGGAUAUAGCGAAAACUGGCAACGCAUGCGCGUAAAAUCCUCCUCGCGAGGACAACCGAGUGCGCGCGCAUCAGUUUCGCACGAGGCGCUGAUUUAGCCGCGCGUGCGCGUUCAUGGAAGACCGCCCCGUGUACAUGCACGCGUGCGCCUUAGAUCUGUGACCGGUCGGCGGAGACGGCAGCGCAUGCGUGGUCAGGAACCGUGUGUCAUUAUCAAGAAUGGGGCGCCGGUAGGCCAAACCCCCGCACUCAAGUCGACUACGAGAGACCGAGGCUAUGGACAGAGAAGCAGGCCCCGCCCCAGUGACAUAAGGGGCACGGAUUCCACUGCAUGGCUCGGAAGCCGAUGGCCUGAGGACACUGUCAAGACCGGGUGCGGGGCGCUGUCGCCACCACAGCCAUGCCCGCUCCCGACUCUCCCAGCCCGGCUCCACAGCCUCCGUCCUCGCCCGCCGCCCCUGCAACCUUCGGGCAGCAAUCAGCGCUCGUGAACGGCGGGGCCGUAGGAUUAGCCGCCUGCUCACAAGGCAGCAUGAGCAGCGCCCCCGACAUCCCUCCCAUCACCGUUGUCCUACGGUCGAACCCGGGCGCGGGUCCACAGCCCCGAAGCGGCCUUCAGUUCCCUGCCGCUUCUACUGCAAUUGUCGCUACCAACCCGCCGCCUCCUGUCGCCUCCGCCACCAUCCCGAAUAUGAGUGCCUCCUCUCUGCAACUGAGACCCCAACGGCUCGCCCAGACGUCGCUACCCCUCUUGCAAAAUAUCCAAGUGCCAACGGGUAUGGUCCUUGUUCGGAGUGAUAGUGGACAGCUGGUGCUGGUUCCACAGAAAGCCUUUGCUCAAGCACAGGCCAAAGCUCGAGUACAAGCACAGGGCAACACCACAGCUGCCGCAUCUAACAGUACACACACUGUUCGAAUUUCUAAUAUACAGACAAAUAAAACCCAGAUAGUUACUAAUCAAGUGAAGGCAUCGGGUGUUCAGCAGGUGAAUCCGUUGCAAACCCCAGUUCAGACAAAUACUGUUCCACAGCGCAUCACUCUUGUGCAGUCACAGCCUGUGAGUGGGACCGUUACAGCAAAAUCCAUAACAACUGUUGCUCUGAAGCCAUCAACACCGGUAAAUUCGUCAGCUGCUGUGCAAGUUGUACAAACCACCACUUCACCGGAAACUUUGGAAAAUGUGAAGAAAUGCAAGAACUUCCUUGCAACAUUAAUUAAACUGGCUUCCAGUGGAACCCAGUCAGUGCAGAUGUCCAACAAUGUGAAAACCUUGGUGCAAAAGCUACUGGAUGGGAAGUUAGAAGCAGAGGAAUUCACAAACCAGCUGUACCAAGAGCUCAAGUCUUCCCCACAGCCUUACCUUGUGCCUUUUCUCAAGCGAAGUUUACCUGCCUUACGCAAGCUGAUGCCAAACUCACAGGCCUUCAUUCAGCAGUGCCUACAGAAACCUGAAACUCCAGCAACGACGCUUGCAGUUGCAUCUGGAGUAUCCAAGCCUCCCCACCCAGAGCAGGCUACAAGAACAGUCAAGGCAGCUAGUACUGCACAGCAGGCUAAACCCCUGCAGGCCAGGGCCCAGAUGGUAGUCCAACAGUCUGGAACACCUGCCAAAAUACAAGAAAGCAUACUGCCAAGGACACAAGCAGUGACUUUGCAAAGACCUCUAAACCACAUCACUGUGCCUGUAUCGCAAAUACAGGUCAAAACAGUUCAAGGAGCUCCUGUGACUUCAGUGGUAAAAGUCCCAGCUGUACAAGGAACUGGGAAUUCAACUGUUCUUCUACAUGCCUCAACUGAUGAAAGAUUCAAACGGGAGGUCACAGGGACGACCUUCAGGGUUGAGAACAACAUCAGUGAUGUGGCCUCUAUGGCUGGGGUCAGCUUCAAUGAAGAGAAUACCCGCAUCCUUGCUACAAAUUCGGAGUUGGUGGGUGAUGUAAUCCGGUCUUGUAAUGAAGAAACAUUCCUGUCCUCUGUAUCCCUACAGAAAAAAACUUUAGAAAUAGGUAAGAAACAUGGUGUGACGGAGGUAAAUUCUGAUGUGUUGAGCACCAUAUCACGUGCGACACAAGAACACUUGCGGGAACUUGUGGAAAAGCUGACUGUGAUUGCACAGCAUCGAAUGAUGAUGUACAAGGACAAUGACCAAUACAGCUUAUUAAGCGACACCCGAUCACAGCUGAAGUUCUUUGAGCAGUUGGAUCGGCUGGAGAAGCAGCGGAAAGAUGAGGAUGAGAGAGAAACAAUGCUGCGAUUGGCAAAGAGUCGAGCCAAGCAUGAAGAUCCAGAACAACUUCGAUUGAAACAAAGAGCCAAAGAGAUGCAACAAUUGGAACUUGCACAGUUGGCACAGCGGGAAGCAAAUCUCGCAGCACUUGCAGCCAUCGGACCAAGGAAAAGGAAAACCCCAGAUUCACCAAGUCUCGGAACAGGAAAUGAGGGAUUAAACAGUGAUGGGAAUGCACUUGGUGUAACACGACCUCGACCCUUCCUGCGACAGAAAGUAACACGAAUCAAUCUCAGGGAUCUCCUCCUCUGCCUGGAGCAGGACCAAGCAGCUAGUCAUUCCCUGCUCCUGUACCGAGCCUAUCUCAAAUGAAGUAAGUGGUACAAACUGGAUCCAUGCACUGAACCCAAAGAAAAAUGGUUGCAUAAGCAGUACCAUAACUGAUGCAUUGCUUCAUCAAGCAAGACUCUCAACACUAUCAUCCUUGUUUACUGUUAUGACUUUAAAAAAAAUCAAUAUUGACGGGUACAGUUUUUGUUUUGUUGCAAUUCUUGAGAAGGUAAGAGCUCGAUUCAGUUGAGCUUGCAGUAUAUCUUGUGAAACUGAGUUCCCUCCAGUUCAAAGAUGUGGAAAACCACGAUGCUUCAUGGUUUGUAUAUAUUUUUUAAAAUCUGAUCCAUCUCUAAGUUAGCAACCCCUUCUGAUACUGUGAAAUGUAAAUGGCAUGAAUGUUUUUUUUCAUUAAAUGCAUCUGUGGUGUACAUUCCUGAUUCUUCAGGUUAAACUUGCAUCUCCUUCAGUGUUUGUGCUUAAACAAUUUGUUUCUUUGUGCUAAAGUUGCCGCACUUGUUUGUCAGAAAAUUCAGCCACUGUGGCAAAUAUGUUUUGUUGAAUUCAGUUGUUGAUUUUCUAUGAAUCAUUUAAUAAUUCAAGUUACCUGUCACUUUUCUUCCUCUAUCAACAGCAAACAUGGCAUCACUUAUCUGCAGCUGUUGCUGUUUUGUUCACUUAUUUUUCAGGGUCUCAGUCACAAUUUCACCUCCUGAGAAGUGGAAUUUAAGCUUUCUGGAGAGCUAUGAAUUUUUUAGGAAUUACAGUCUUUUAUCCACCAAGUUCCUCCAGAAUGAGCUAAGUUGGCAGUGACCUUGUUGUCACUGCUGGACAUCAUUAGAUUAAACAAACAUCUUGACCUGAGCAACUUGUCACUCAUGCCGAAUUCUUCCCUCCGCUACAACCCCCAUUCCACCCCCCCACCCCCCGCUUUCAAAAAUAAUCACAUCUUUAACUCUGAAUUAAAUCAGCAAUAAUGAUGCAAGGGUUAACACCAACACCAGGUCUGCUCAGAUAUAGAAUUAAAACCCUGCUCAAUCCUAGACCAAGAAUUUGUCUGUUUUAUUCUCAACCCACUAAUCACUGUAGAUACCUCAAACAUACAAUUGGAGACCCCUCUCAGGCUCUUGGCCUUUCAUCGUCUGCGGUAAUAAUGAAGCUAGCUGGAAAUAAUUUUGAGAGAACUUAGGACACACUGAUUUGCCAAAAAUCUUUGAUAAUAUAUUUACUUAUUGUACACUGAGCCAGCCAACCUAAACGGAACCCAAGAAUGUAAACCCAUGCUGAUACAGUAGCAUGCGGAUGGGUCUCAUUGGGUUCGAGUCAGGUGCUGGACUCUGCCAAUGAAGGUAUAAGCGUGUGUGAAGUUGUUGGAUCAGAAUGCAUUACUGUUUCUGGAUUUGUGUAGAGAAUUUUCUGUGUUUUAUGUUUAUCUUUUUCUCAUAUUGUCAGUUCCUAGAGGAGCAAGUCAGAAAUGGGAUCAGCAGUAUAGACAUGUGUUUGUUGCCACAUCUGUGCGCAAAUGGGAUCCAACACAGAUUGAAACUGCAUUACUUAUGGAGUCAUUCAGAGGGUAUAGGUGUGAGGUUGACGUUUGUCUAUUGGUUGAGUAUUUUCAAACUGCUUGACUGGGCACUGUGGGGGUUAUUGCUGGUGGAACUUUGUAUAAGAAGCAUCAGUGCAGAUCGGAAUGCUUUUGGAUAUCUCUUGUGAGUGAGUGGUGCAGUGUUGGGGUGAGAUUUUGUGGACAAGGCCAAGUAUAGCUUUAACAUAAUUCUGAGAAAGAAAUUAAGUGGAGGUUUACUCUACUCUCAAACAGGAAAUUCUGGGAUGUCAGGCAGUCAUACCAAAUAUGGAAGGAUUUGUAUUUCCCUGAGCAGGUGGUGAAGCCUUCUGUCUUUGGAAAUGCUAAAGGCUUUAAUUACUCGCAGAAACUGAUUGCCUUCAUUGCCCAGUAUUUAGUGAGGCUAUACUGUGCUUGAUUCCAACACCAUUCUUUAAAACUGAGGUGGGACAAAAUGAAUAAGACUUUCCAAACAUUUGAAAAUGGGAUUUACCAAAAUCUGUGCCCCAAGUUGGGUGGGUGAACAAAAAAAGAAUUACUACAUUGGAGAUACAGAAGCAUGGGAUACUCCUGCUUAUAACCAUUGGAAGACUGCACCACUCCUGACCUAACAGUGUGUACUGAUUAUUUUUCUUUGAAUGGUUAGUUUUUCCAUUUGCUAUUUGGGAGAACUCAAAUUACCAGUGUUACUGAUAGCACACUGCGUAUCUCCUAAUGGAUGGAGGAAGUAUUGUUUACAAGUCUGUAUCAGACUGGUCCACCACAGAAUAAAGUGGCAGAAGGGGAAGCCUUUGUUAGGUGUGACCUUCCCCUGUCACUCCCUUCCUCCCUCUCACUUCAACUCCAUUCACAGAAAUGUUUGUGGAAUGUGCUUAAUUGGGGAUUUAAAGGUUACCCUAAGUGUCAUCCAUCUUGACAUGUUCUUUUUCCACUUUCUUUCUUUCGCCACCUAAAUUCCCUUCAAAUGAACUUGACAAAAGAAAUAGUUGCAGCAAUCGCAUUGAAGUCUGCUGGUAACCUGACAUUUGAAAUAUUUUCUGCUUGCUUUGGCAGAGUUCUGAGGUUUUCUGUCAAGCUAGUGGAUGUUAUAUACAUAUUUAAAAACCUCCUGGGGGGUAUUCAGCAAUAAAAGUAUAAUUUUGAUGCCAUUUUCACUAAUAUAUAAAGUAAAUUGAUUUUUGUUGCCUAUAACGAGGAUGGGUAGCCUUAUGUGAAGUGGUUAAUUUAAACACUUGGGGUUAAAAAAGAGAUGCAUCACAGUGUGUGGUAGGCAAUAUAAUAUUAUCUGUGUUUUAUACAACACACAAUUCCUUGAAUCUGACAAAGCCUAGUAUUGGACCCAGGUAUAAAUAAUAACAUAAAAUGCAAGACAUAGAAAUAUUUAAAUAUAUAUUAAAAGAAAAAUUUGGACCCAUGUGCAUUGUGAUAUCAGGUUCUCAUUUGUAUAUAAGCUGAUGCACAUGCUACAAAAACAUUAUUUUUAUUAAAUAACCUGUAUAUAAGAUGCAUUUUUUGGAGCUAUGUUAGAGCUUUGUACCCAUUUCGAAUGACAUUUUGAUUCUGAUGUGCCUAUAUUUAAAGUGUCCUCUGUUGAGUAUUUGGAAGAAUGUUGAGGAUAUAUAUAUUUGAUUUUGCAUAUCAAAGUUAAAAAUUAAAAAUGAA
Messenger RNA from Hypanus sabinus (Atlantic stingray), 6129 nucleotides. Its product is annotated as transcription initiation factor TFIID subunit 4-like. Gene Ontology annotation, cellular component: transcription factor TFIID complex. Gene Ontology annotation, biological process: transcription initiation at RNA polymerase II promoter; DNA-templated transcription. The record is from RefSeq and is a predicted model, not a curated record. The transcript has 15 exons. NCBI's taxonomy places the organism in Eukaryota, Metazoa, Chordata, Chondrichthyes, Myliobatiformes, Dasyatidae. The coding region runs from base 747 to 2945 and encodes 732 amino acids. Gene Ontology annotation, molecular function: RNA polymerase II general transcription initiation factor activity; protein heterodimerization activity; DNA binding.